Diospyros lotus (date-plum) is the source of this 1202-nucleotide messenger RNA. Its product is annotated as protein DOG1-like 4. The coding region runs from base 124 to 945 and encodes 273 amino acids. Gene Ontology annotation, biological process: DNA-templated transcription. NCBI's taxonomy places the organism in Eukaryota, Viridiplantae, Streptophyta, Magnoliopsida, Ericales, Ebenaceae. The record is from RefSeq and is a predicted model, not a curated record. The transcript has a single exon. Gene Ontology annotation, molecular function: sequence-specific DNA binding.
CUCAGCAGGGAUUUCAGAAUUUCAGGAGCAGAAAACCAAGUCUUCGCCAACUUGCUCCGGCUACCACCCAAUCCAAUCUUCUCUCUCUCUCUCUACAUAUAUACAAGUAGAGGGCAUCCAUCCAUGUCUCUGCUUCUCGAUCAGCAUCUAUAUAUGGCAGAACAGGAGACCUUCCACAAGUUCUUCAACUGCUGGAUCACCGAGCAAGACUGCCUCCUCCAAGAACUCACAUCCGCUGCCGCCUCUAACGACGACGACACCGUGCUCCGGCCACUCGUCGUCCGAGUCCUUCAGCAUUACGAGCACUACUACGGAGCCAAGUCUCGCUGGGCCCGGGACGACAUCUUCUCCAUGUUCUCCCCCUCCUGGACCACCACUCUGGAGAAUGCCUUCCUCUGGAUCGGCGGCUGGCGCCCCUCCAUGGCCUUUCACCUCCUCUUCUCCAAGUCCGGCCUUCAGCUCGAGCAGGCCCUGGAGGUCCUGAUUCGCGGCCUCUGCUCUGGCGACCUCGCCGACCUCAGCCCUGCCCAGGUAUCCCAGGCCGACAACUUGCAGCGCCACACCAUAAGGGAGGAGAAGGAGAUCACCGAGGAGAUGGCCAAGCACCAGGAGACCAUCGCCGAUCCCUCCAUGGUGGAGCUAUCCCACGAGGUCUCCGAGCUGCUCCGGAAUGGCGGCGGCUUCGGGGGCGAGGCGGAGACGGAGCGGUUAGAGUCGAACAUAGCGGCGAAGGAGAAGCGGCUGAAGGAGAUACUCCAGAGGGCGGAUGACCUACGGCUGAGGACACUCAAGGGAGUGGUUGACAUUUUGACUCCGGUCCAGGCCGUCCAUUUCUUGAUUGCGGCGGCUGAGUUGCACCUCCGGCUUCACGACUGGGGCAGGAGACGGGACGCCGUCCACGCCGCCGCCAACAACCAGCCUGAUGAUGGACUUCGUGGCCCUUGAUUGGAUGGUGGAGAUUGCGGGUUGCACGUCCAGCAGAGUGAGAAGGGUGCAACGUAGCAAUGCCUUUUCUUAUUAAGGUUAGGAAAUAUGUAUAACAUAAUAGUAAUAGAAAUAAUAAUAAUAAUAUAUAUCUAAUAUGGGUGGUAAUAUAUCUAAUAUAUAAAAUAUUUCUUCUUCUUAUUAAGUCUAAAUCUGCCACUGUGUACACACCGAUAUGUACUGGUUUGCUGUUUGUCCAGUCAAAAGAAAUUGUCAAA